AGUGAGUGGGGUUAGGGGAGAAGUCCCCUUCUCUUACCUCUGACAUUCCACCUUCUCUCUAUCCAUUUUCCCCAUUUUACCCCUCCUCCUUUCUUCCUACAUCCUCUCCCUCUGUCUUCUUCUGCUUUUAUCCUAUAAAAUUUACAGUUUUUUUCUUCUGUUUUCCCAACUUCUUCUCCUUCUCUCUCCUCACCCCACUAUAUAAUUGUCUCCUCUCUCUCCCCACUUUUUCUUCCAACUACUCUGUAUUCUUCUUUGAAACUCUACAUUUACCACUCACAUUUCCCUCCAAUGCUCAAAUUUUAACUAAGAUUGUACAGAUUUAUAAUUGAAGUGAUUUUCCAGUUAUAUUUGUACAUUUAAGAUUGUAAAGAUGCCUGGAGUUGUUGUGGAGGGAAUAAAUGAAGAUGGGUUAGAAGUAAAUGUGACACCCAAUAAGGAAACUUCUGUUCAGAAUAUGAGGUCUCCAAAGAGUACAUUGAGUCCACAAAGUCCUAGGAGUGUUGAAGAGGAAGAAGGUGAUUUGGAUGGGGCUGUUGACACCUCAAUUGAGCAACUCUAUGAUAAUGUAUGUGAUAUGCAGAGUUCAGAUCAGUCGCCUUCGAGGCGGAGUUUUAUGACUGAGGAUGAUAACGAGUCUCGAAUUGAUUCUGAGUUGAGGCAUCUUGUCGGUGGAGGAAUGAGGGAAGUGGAGAUCAUGGAAGAGGAAGUUGCAGAGGAGGAAAUUCAUGGUGAGUCGGAUAAAGGAGAAGAUGAUUCUGGUGGUGAGAUUUCGGGUUUGGUGGAAAAGACUCGAUCUUCGAGUACAAAGUCUGCAUCUUCAGGAUCAAGGAAUUCCAAGAAGGCUUCUAGUUUGCAGGUGGAACCUGAUGAAUGCACAAAAUCAAGUUCUGAGAAGAAGAUUGAGAAACAGAAUGGUAAAACGGUGAAGAAAAAGUCGAUUGCUCCUAAAAAACAGAGGAAUUUCCCACUUGCAGGAUCCGAUUCUGCCUUGGAUAACCCAGAUCUUGGACCCUUUUUACUAAAGCAAGCUAGGGAUUUGAUUUCCUCAGGGGAUAAUCUCCAUAAGGCUCUUGAUUUCGCAACUCGAGCCUCAAAAUCAUUUGAAAUAUGUGCUGAUGGGAAACCCAGUUUAGAACUGGUCAUGUCUUUACAUGUUGUAGCAGCAGUAAACUGUAGCCUUGGACAGUACAAUGAGGCAAUUCCAGUUCUUCAGCGUUCCAUUGAGUUACCCUCUAUUGAGGAUGGCGAAAAUCAUGCACUUGCUAAAUUUGCAGGGAAUAUGCAACUUGGUGAUACUUAUGCAAUGCUUGGACAACUCGAGAACUCAAUAUCAUGCUAUACAAACGGUCUAGAAAUACAGAAACAAGUGUUAGGUCAAAACGAUCCUCGAGUUGGUGAAACAUGUAGGUAUUUGGCUGAAGCCCAUGUUCAAGCAAUGGAAUUUGAUGAGGCUGAUAAGCUUUGUCAAAUGGCACUUGAUAUUCAUAGAGAGUGCGGUUCACCAGCUUCCCUUGAAGAAGCAGCAGAUAGGAGGCUAAUGGGUCUGAUCUGUGAAACAAAGGGUGAUCAUGAAAAAGCUUUGGAGCACUUAGUGUUAGCUAGUAUGGCAAUGGUAGCUAAUGGUCAAGAAAAAGAGGUGGCCUCUGUUGAUUGCAGCAUUGGAGAUACAUACUUGUCUCUUUCUCGAUAUGAUGAAGCCAUUUUUGCCUAUGAGAAAGCCUUAACAAGUUUCAAGGCAACUAAAGGAGAGAAUCAUCCAGCUAUUGCUUCAGUAUUUGUUCGACUUGCAGAUUUGUAUAAUAAGACCGGUAAACUUAGAGAAUCCAAGUCAUACUGUGAAAACGCUCUUCGUAUCUAUAGCAAGCCUAUACCCGGAAUCCCUCAAGAGGAAAUUGCAAGUGGGUUCACCGACGUUUCUGCCAUUUAUGAAUCCAUGAAUGAUCUUGAUCAGGCAAUUAAGCUGCUACAAAAGGCUCUAAAAAUUUACGGUGAUGCCCCUGGACAACAAAACACGGUUGCAGGAAUUGAAGCACAGAUGGGAGUCAUGUACUACAUGCUUGGGAAAUAUUCAGAAUCUUACAAUUCUUUCAAGAGCGCUGUUACUAAACUCCGUGCCAGUGGAGAGAAGAAGUCUGCCUUCUUUGGAAUAGCUCUUAAUCAAAUGGGGCUCACUUGUGUUCAACGUUAUGCUAUCAACGAGGCAGCAGAAUUAUUCGAAGAAGCCCGGAGUGUUCUGGAGCAAGAAUGUGGUCCAUAUCACCCUGAUACUCUUGGUGUAUAUAGUAAUCUUGCUGGAACUUAUGAUGCAAUUGGCAGGUUGGAUGAGGCCAUAGAAAUAUUAGAAUAUGUGGUUGGAAUGAGAGAGGAGAAGUUGGGAACAGCAAAUCCUGAUGUGGAUGACGAAAAAAGAAGGUUGGCCGAGCUGCUAAAAGAAGCUGGCAAAGUUCGCAACAGAAAAGCUAGAUCUCUGGAAACUCUUCUUGAUUCAAACCCUCAACAAAGAAAUGAUAAUGGUAUUAAGGUAUGAAGAAAAUUAUAGGAUUUAUUUAUAAAAAAAGCAAAAGAGUAAAGAAAAAGGUGAAAUUAAAAAUUUGAAAUGAUUAGAUUCUUAUUAUUGUGGGGGUGGUUUAAAAUAAAAUGUUUAGAAGGGUCCUGUUGUGAUAUUGAUUCUAAUAUCAUUCUUAUUUGUCUAAAGUUGUUUUAUCUUCUAUUAGAUCCUGUUGUUAUACUUUGUAUAAAAUGUCGGUCCUUUUGUGUAACACUGAAUCUUUUCUUGCUUAAAGAAGUACUACACAAGCAAUUUGUAUGUAUGAUCUUGAAAUCUCCAUCUCAGAUUGUAACGAUUCGGAUUAAUGUGAAUACUUUCCUUCUUCA
This is a messenger RNA of Spinacia oleracea (spinach), 2877 nucleotides long. Its product is annotated as protein KINESIN LIGHT CHAIN-RELATED 3. Bases 374 to 2530 code for a protein of 718 amino acids. NCBI's taxonomy places the organism in Eukaryota, Viridiplantae, Streptophyta, Magnoliopsida, Caryophyllales, Amaranthaceae. The transcript is spliced from 3 exons. Gene Ontology annotation, molecular function: protein binding. The record is from RefSeq and is a predicted model, not a curated record.